This is a messenger RNA of Parascedosporium putredinis, 207 nucleotides long. Lineage: Eukaryota; Fungi; Ascomycota; Sordariomycetes; Microascales; Microascaceae. The record is from the annotation of a GenBank genome assembly.
AUGCGGGGCAGGGACUGUGAUAGUUCAGAGCAUGGCAGUCCCUCGUACCCUGAAGCAGCUGAAGGGACUGGAAACGUUUCGGGUUUGGAGAACCCUCCCAUGUCUCUUCAGGUCUUGGGUCUUACCAAAUCGAUCGGCGACGGUGACAAGUCCAUCAAUGAUGUCUACCUCGAAGGGGCAGCCGUCAGUCCGGAAUUCCCUUGCUGA